AUGCGGACUCUCGCCAUACUACUCGUCGCGAUCUUCGCCGUCAAUGUUCAAUCCGCACGCAUUCUCGGACUUUUCCCGCACACCGGCAAAAGCCACCAAAUGGUAUUCGAUCCUCUACUAAGAACUUUGGCAGAAAGAGGACAUGAUGUGACUGUAGUGUCAUUCUUCCCCAUCAAGAAUCCUCCUGCUAAUUAUACCAUCGUCAGCUUAGAAGGGCUCGCUGCACAAGGAGUGGAAACCAUCGACCUGUCAUACUUCGACAGCCAAAACAAGCUGCUCAAUACUCUAGGUAUUGAAAAAGUUAUCAAACAAAUCCUGGACUUCCAACCGCUGGCGGACAUGGCUACUGGGAUUUGUUCGAAUAUUGUGGAUUUCGUGCCCUUAUCUAACGCUAUGAAGAAAAGUUACGAUGUUAUUCUUGUGGAAAAUUUCAACAGUGAUUGCAUGCUCGGUCUUAUGCAUGUGCACGGGUUGAAGGCGCCUUACAUAUCGCUGUCUUCGAGUGCAAUGAUGCAGUGGUCUGCGGACCGUAUAGGCGUUAAUGAUAACCCUUCUUACGUGCCACUCGUAAGUUCUGAGUUCACAUCCCAGAUGACCUUCCUGCAACGAUUAGAGAACACGAUAUUGAAUGUGUACUAUAAGACGUGGUUCCGAUACGCGAUACAAAUGAAAGAAAAGGCGAUUAUUGAGAAGCGUUUCGGAAGGAGGAUUCCGGACCUGCAGGAGAUUGCGAAGAACGUGAGCAUGAUGUUGGUGAAUACGUUCCACAGUCUGAAUGGUGUUCGUCCUCUAUUGCCUGGUGUGGUUGAAGUUGGAGGAAUGCACUUGGACCACAGCAGGAAACCGAUACCGCAUUACAUCGAGCGAUUUUUGAACGAGUCUGAACAUGGUGUGGUGCUCUUCAGCUGGGGUUCAUUGAUCAAGACAGCAAGUAUACCAAAGUACAAAGAGGAAAUCAUCGUGAACGCCCUAUCAAAGUUAAAGCAGAGAGUCAUCUGGAAAUACGAGAAUAGUAACGAGGAAGGAACACUAACCGGCAAUAUUUUGAAAGUCAAGUGGAUUCCUCAGUAUGAAUUGCUUCAACAUGAAAAAGUCAUUGCCUUCAUUGCCCAUGGAGGUCUUUUGGGUAUGACCGAGGCUAUAUCUGCCGGUAAACCGAUGCUCAUCGUGCCGUUCUAUGGAGACCAGAUGGUCAACGGGGCAGCGGCUACGACUAUAGGCCUUGGGAAGGCCAUUUCUUACGCCGAUAUGUCGGAGAAGUCCUUACUAGAAGGAUUGCAGAGUGUAUUGAGUCCUGAAAUGCGGAUGAGCGCGCGUCGAGCUUCGAAGAUUUGGCAAGACAGGAUAGCAGAUCCCUUGGAGACCGCUGUAUACUGGGUCGAGAGGGUCAUACGAUGGGGGCACCAGGAUCCCUUGCACUCCACCUCCAAAGAUAUGGGCUUCAUAGAGUAUAACUUAUUAGAUGUAGCAGCUGUGAUCUUACUUAGUUUCAUAUUUUUAAUUCUAGUUCUAAGGAUAGUAUUAAACCAAAUUCUACGGCUUUUCGGAGCUGGUACGAGUAAGAAGGAGAAGUUGCAUUAG
This is a messenger RNA of Spodoptera littoralis (African cotton leafworm), 1581 nucleotides long. NCBI's taxonomy places the organism in Eukaryota, Metazoa, Arthropoda, Insecta, Lepidoptera, Noctuidae. The record is from the annotation of a GenBank genome assembly.